Molecule: messenger RNA, 128 nt
Organism: Entrophospora candida
Lineage: Eukaryota; Fungi; Glomeromycota; Glomeromycetes; Entrophosporales; Entrophosporaceae
Source: the annotation of a GenBank genome assembly
AACAGAGAAAAAACCAGAAUGGGUCAAAAGCAGGUAUUAAGAGUUUCAAAUCUGCUCGUAUGCUUAUAUUAAAAAGCAAUACAUUACAAUUAGGUCAAUGUCAUGAAAAACUUUUAGUUUUAUCAUAA